This is a messenger RNA of Rhinichthys klamathensis goyatoka, 2040 nucleotides long. RefSeq lists its product as uncharacterized. The transcript has 7 exons. The record is from RefSeq and is a predicted model, not a curated record. Lineage: Eukaryota; Metazoa; Chordata; Actinopteri; Cypriniformes; Leuciscidae. Bases 158 to 1786 code for a protein of 542 amino acids. Gene Ontology annotation, biological process: regulation of centriole replication. Gene Ontology annotation, cellular component: centriole; centrosome; cytosol.
CUGAGGCUGCGUUUUAAGUUUGUCUCGCGAUUUUAAUAAUAUGGCAUCUGUGCACCCGACUUUAGGCGAACUUGUGUUUGUUUAAACUGCGUAAUACGUUUAUCUAAAAACUUUGUCUGACGUCUUUAUGUUUUCCACAGCCUGACAUGUAAGAGACAUGCGUUCGAACUUGCGGCUCAGGAGGCGCUCUUAUCAGUCGACACCAAACAUUCUUGAGACAGUGGAUAAUGAGUAUUCCUGGCACCUUCACCAAAAUGCCAUGACACCAUGGAGAAGUCUGAGGAGUAGAUGGGAGGACCCAGUGAGGGGAAGACAAACACCCCCAUUUUUACCUGGUUUCACAUCAUUUGAUGAAUCACGGAGAACAGAAUACACACCUAGUCCUUUUUUAUUCCUGGGCCGGACACGCAGUGUCCCUGAAGGUCUCCAUUGCUUCAGUAGACCCAAUUUACGAUCAAGCUUUUCCUCCAUCACCAUCACCACCCGGAGUUUGUCUCCAAAAAGGGAUUGUAUGCCUUAUUCAAGCUCAGCAUUUAGCCCUCUAAACAAUCCUGACACAGUGCCCUCUUCCAUGGCCCGAAGUGAAAAUAAAAUCCUAAAAGCCAUUGCUGGCAUUCCGAGGCCUCCUAGACAUAAAGCAGUUGUGGUGACGGUGGAUGAGUGCAGAGAACAUAAUUGCGAUAACGAGACCCCCAGCAGCCCCCAAGCUCCACCUGUCCACAGGCACAGCUACACCAUGGAAUAUGAGCAAACAGACUCUUCACCCCGUUUAAAACGCCACAUCUUCCGCUCCUGCGUCCAUCUGGAGCUCCUACAAUUCAAGCUGUCCAGAUCUACUCUGUACUUGGACAAAUCCCUCUCAAUCCCUCUUAGACAGACUUUGUAUAGAUCCACUCUGUCUCUUUCCCUUGGAAAACCAUCUUUUACUCAGACCCCUGAGAAACCCUGGACGAUGAUUCAACCUAAAAUGCCCUUCAGUGACUGGGACAUGGCGAACGUUGGCGUUGAUGGAAAAGAAAGGCAUUCCCAGCACCUGAAGGAUGGUUCAACCAUCAAUGGCAGUGCCUUUAAGAAUAAUGCUGGCUCCGGCUCCGACACACUGUGUUCCACUUUAACAUCAUUGCCAUUCAGAACAAGGUGCCACUCAUCUUCUGCUGCCUUCAGACUGAAUGGAAAGGCUAAUGAUGUCUUAGGGCCUCCGCAGUGCAAUCUAAGAGCCAGACAGGCAUUCAGCAAGCCAUCAGGAGUCCCUCAGGUGUAUGAAAGAGCCCCUCAUGAGGUCAGAACAGUUUUCCACACUGCUGAGAAAGUCAGGAGACUUAUUGAGUGCCCGGUCUCUCCUCAUCGGACUAAUUGCACCUGUGGGUCCAGGACUGACCAGCAGGCCACUAAACCGCAGUUGCUUAGUUUGAGGGAGGCUCUUGAGCUGUUUCGGCCAGAUUUCAUCUCUCGCUCUCAGAAUCGGGUGCGGCGAUUAGAACUGAGGGCCAGGGAGAGGCGGAGCUUACAAACAGCAGAAUUUAUCAUGGGCGUGGAGACGGCUAACCGUAGGCGGAACUGCACCAAACCACACCCACUUAGUGAUAACCUUUUCAAACCCAGGGACAGAGCCAUCUCAGGCAAAGAGAUGCAAUGGAGAUCCAGACGGAUUUACAACAAACUCCCUGAGGUGGCCAAAAAGAAGGACGAGGAGAGGAAGAGACUGGUGUCUGAAACCAACAGACUGAGGGCAGAGGUCUUCAAAAAGAAACUUUUGGAUCAGAUUCUUCAAAGACACAGUGACUGAUGGAAGUGCCUGUUCACAAGAUUCAUAUCCCCCGCGCUCUCCUUGCCUGAGGCAAAGAACUGAAGACGAGCAAGACCUUUGCAGCUCCCUCCUGAGACCAGAGAGCAGAGAGCAGAGAGCUUGGCUUUCUUAUGCAUUGUUCCAAAUAUAAAACACCUUUUACCAGAAUCCACAUUAUAUAUGGACGCACGCCCAUGGACUGCUGUGUCCUUGCUGUCUGAUAAGUAUUUUUAAAGAGAACAUGUUUGAUACAG